Dacryopinax primogenitus is the source of this 813-nucleotide messenger RNA. RefSeq lists its product as uncharacterized. NCBI's taxonomy places the organism in Eukaryota, Fungi, Basidiomycota, Dacrymycetes, Dacrymycetales, Dacrymycetaceae. The coding region runs from base 300 to 647 and encodes 115 amino acids. The record is from RefSeq and is a predicted model, not a curated record. The transcript has 4 exons.
AUUGACUAUACGCGGCGGUCUGAGUGAUGCGGAUAUCAUACAACGAUAUCAACACUGGCUGUCAUCUUCAUGCUGCAAUCUUCAUGCUGCAGUGCGUGCAUGCGCGCGCCCUGUUCAUGCCGUUAGGCAUGCGUGUACCGCGGGAUCCUAUACCUAGGUCAACUCGAGCACGGGAUUCACGCUCUGCGGAUCUCUCAUCAUUGUCAAGUCAGUGCGGGACAGUGCCUGCGCCUGUGUGUAUUUCCGCAGAAAGGAUGAUAUCGUCCACGGUCGACAGGUAUAAAGAGGAGCUUUACACUAUGCCAAUCGUUUCCACUAUUCUUAUGGCUUUGUUUGCCUUUAUGCUUGCGAGCAUAAACGCCACACCGAUCCUUCCCCGGAACGAACACGCCCCAGCCCCCGACGCAUGGUGUGGAGGUCAUCCUUGCGGGGGAUACAAGCGAGAUGCCCUCGCUGAGACGAAUACGUUCGGCCCGUCCACGCCCAUCCUUGUUCGGCACGAGAGUGUAUCUGCCCCACAUGCCGAUGCGUGGUGCGGAGGACGGCAAUGCGAGGAAUAUAAACGACUUGAACACCUUGAGUCGGAGACGUCCGACCCCUCCGGCGAGAUCACGUAUUGUGGAGGCGCUCCUUGCCCCGUCGAUUGAAAUGUUAGGACCAGUUUGUCCAAUCCCACUUUGUUCAUUAUAGUGACAAGGACUCUUAUACAAUAAUUGUCUUUGUAUUUAUUUAUUCUACUGCUUUAACAUCCUAUUAUGUAUUUUCGUGUUAUGAGGCUGGCUCUUUGCCGAUGUAUCUACAAACGAAUUGUUU